CCCUCCACCUACUCCCCUCCCUCUCCCCCAUCGCGUCGUCUGCCAGUCGUCUGCUCACGAAAACGCGAAAUAGGGAUUGAAUCUCAGAUUAAUUGUCAUUUUGCGAAUAUUGUAUACUGAUGCGAUUGAUUACCACCGCAAUUUUCUGUGAUGUUUAGUUAUUAAAAAUAGCAUUUCCUGAGCCCGUGGGACUAAGUUCUGUUCUUUUGCGGGGCGGAGUGAUUCGGAAAGGUUACUGUGAGGUACAGGAGAGCACAUCACAGCACCUAAAGUUCAUAAAUCAACUAGCUUAUCGGAAUCUUCAGUCCCCUUGUGGCAGAGAGAUGUCAUUUCUUUCAUUCAUAGUCUUCCUUCUUUUUGCGGUUUCUACAACUUUGGCUGUUGAAGAAGAUCCAAAAUGCAAGGAACCAAAUUCCAAGUGUGUUGUGAGCACAAAAGUAUUUACUAUGAAGGUUGCUCCUCAAUUAUUCAAAUGGGAAGCAUCAGAUGAUCAGCCAGAUCGAUACUCUUAUCAGCCCAGCCUUAAGGGGUCACCCGAUUUACCAUCUUGGAUGCAAUAUAUUUAUAGCAAAACUUAUCAUUCUGGGUUCAUCUAUGGUACACCUCCAGCUAAUCAAGCUGAUUUUACAUUGGAGAUAGUUGCGGUCGAUCUUCAAAGUUACAAUACAAGCCAGAGGACAAUUAACUUUGUAGUUCUUCCAAGGAAAGAACCUGCUCGACAUCAGGUCCAUUUAAAAAUUUACAACUUGGCCGUGGAAGAUUUGUUUGACCCACAUUACUUGGAUGAUUUACUAAGCAUUUUUCGUGCAGAAUUAUGGACAGAAGCCAUCCAUGAUUUACAUGUAUCUUUCUUUGCAUCGGCUGUGCAUCUGGGGGCAAGAUUGCCUCUUCGACCUGAUGAAAAAGAAGGUGUUGUUGUAUUCCUCAGUAGUGCAGCAAAUUUUUCUGAAAAUCUUUUAAGAUUAGAAAAUGAAACAAAACCUCUGGAAAAAUUAAGGAAACAGUCAUCAUGUCCUCGGGACUUCAAGCGAACGACAGUAGAUCGCCUCUUCCGGCAAUUGAACUUUGAAGUAGAUUGGUGUGAAUUUGAAUUGGUGAGAGAUACUCAGCCCAAAGAAGACAGUUAUGUUUUCAUUGAUAAAAGUCUGUCAAAAACCUUCCUUUCCUUGAAUUUACCACUAUGGCAUAGUCCUUCUCGCUCGGAAGUUCCAGAACGCUCAUAUGUACAUGAGUUUCUUUUGUCAAUCCUGGUCCCAAUGUUGGUGAUGAUAAUACUUGCCAUAUUGCUGUCUUUAAUCUUGUGUUUCCAUCAUGAAGGAAUAGAUGAUGGGUCCAGUGAUUAUUUUGAUUCUAUAUUUGAUAUUUGUGAAGAUGUCUGGGGAAACAAAAGAAAUCAGGACACACCAGCUGUCCAAAUGGUUCGGUAUGCAGCGGUCCAGAGGGCAACAAGUACUUUGCGUUCUCUUUCUGCUCAAAGAGAUUCAUCACCAGCAUUGUCUCGAUUGGCGCCAGAGAGGCAUAACAUAUUUGGACCUAAUCCUCCACCCUACAAUUCAGGAACAAGAAGCUCUAAAAUAGAUUUUUGACCCUUGGAAAAGCCAAGGACCUGGUAUUGUUAAACCAGGGCUUGCGGCGAAACUCAUUAUGUCUGUUGCGUAUCAUUUGCUUGAACCAUAAGGUCUAGUCAGAGCAUAUGAGGUUCUUGUUAAUACUACAAAAAUAUUGUGUUGUGAAGCAAGAAAAAGGUACUUAAAUGAGAUGUGUUUACUUCAACUGCCAACUGUUGUUCUCAUUCCACAACUCAUGAUUGCAGCUUUUUCAUUUGAUGUGUUUAUAUUAUAACUGCCACAAACUACUGCCUACUGCCAUUUGCAUAUGGUUUACAUUAAGUUAUUUCUUCUGGUUUCUAGUUGAUUUAUCCUUUUCACCACGACUGAGGCCACAAAGUAGGUUUGAAUAUUUCAAGUUAGCAGUACCUAACAAAAUAUUUGUGUAGAAAUUCUAAGCAUAGUUAUGCUUUCCAUGUGAAAUUAUUAAACUAUAUAAUUAAUGUCCAGGCAUAGCCAUGAAAAUCAUAUCAAAUAAAUCUUACGCUACUUA
This is a messenger RNA of Thrips palmi, 2100 nucleotides long. RefSeq names its product epsilon-sarcoglycan (gene Scgalpha). Gene Ontology annotation, molecular function: calcium ion binding. The transcript has 11 exons. Gene Ontology annotation, cellular component: sarcoglycan complex; membrane. NCBI's taxonomy places the organism in Eukaryota, Metazoa, Arthropoda, Insecta, Thysanoptera, Thripidae. The record is from RefSeq and is a predicted model, not a curated record. The coding region runs from base 324 to 1586 and encodes 420 amino acids.